AAGUGAUGGGCGCUUUAUUCAUCCUGCCUUCCACCACUCUUGUCGGACUCUGCUCCUUUACUUCUUUCAUUCACUCCUUUUACGACACAUUAUACGAUGAGCAACGACAUUCCAAUGGAGGAAGAUGUCCUCAGCGACGUUGUGCCCAGUAACAUUGUUUCGCGUCAGGAGAGUCUGGGUGCCGAGAGCGAAUAUGUUGACGAAGUGGAGGAGGCAGACGAGUUGCAGAGCGACAAUGAAGCUCCAGCACCAGAAUCCCCUUCAAAACUAGCAAAGAUAGAGGCCAGCGCUCAGCGCCAACAGAAGAAACAAAAGCGGAAGGCGGAGGAGGGCCAAUUGCAAGCCAAGAGGCAAGAGAUGGACAAGGCGAAGAUCUCGGACGCUGUGAAACGAUAUUCAUAUCUCCUGGGGCAGACAGAACUAUUCAAACAUUUCGUCGAUAUCAAGAAAGCACGCGAUCCCGAGUAUGCCGCUAUGCUUGAUGCACAGCCCAAACCCAAGGGUAGAGGUCGCAAAAAGGCCAUUGACAAUAGCGCUCGUCAUAGGAAAUCAGAGAAAGAGGAAGACGAGGAGCUACUCAAAGAUGGGGAACUGGCAGCCGAGGGUGAUGAUCAACCUCCUGUGUUCGAGGACUCGCCGAGUUUCAUCAAUGGAACCAUGCGUUCAUACCAAAUCCACGGUUUGAACUGGAUGGUGUCUUUACACCAUAACGGCCUGAACGGUAUCCUCGCUGACGAGAUGGGUCUCGGCAAAACACUCCAAACAAUAGCUUUCCUUUCCUACCUGAAGCAUUGCCGCCAGAUCCGUGGCCCACAUCUUAUUGUCGUCCCUAAAUCCACACUGCAAAAUUGGUCUCGUGAAUUUGAAAGGUGGACGUCUGAUGUCAGCACGGUUCUCCUCACAGGAACAAAAGAAGAGCGCGGGGAAAUUAUCACGAAUCGUUUGAUCCCGCAAGACUUCGAAGUCCUCAUCACAUCCUACGAGAUUUGUCUCAUCGAGAAGUCCGCUCUCAAGAAGUUCUCAUUUGAGUAUAUCGUGAUCGACGAAGCUCACCGUAUCAAAAACGUCGAUUCCAUUCUCUCGCAGAUUGUCCGCUCCUUCACAAGUCGUGGUCGGUUACUUAUAACCGGUACUCCUCUACAGAACAACAUGAAAGAGUUGUUCGCGCUGCUGAACUUUAUCUGUCCCGAGAUUUUCACCGAGUAUGGUGAUUUGGAAAGUUUCUUGCAUAAGGACGAUUCAAGUGCGGACGGUGAUGAUGAAAAGAGCAAGAAGGUCGUUGAGGCAUUACACAAGAUCUUGCGGCCAUUCUUACUCCGACGAGUAAAGAGCGAUGUGGAGAAGGGUCUUCUACCCAAGAAAGAGAUCAAUAUCUAUGUCGGUCUUACGGAGAUGCAACGCAAGUGGUAUCGCUCAGUGUUGGAGAAAGACAUCGACGCUGUCAACGGUCUGACGGGCAAGAAAGAAGGCAAAACGCGUCUUAUGAACAUGGUCAUGCAGCUUCGUAAAGUUACAUGUCACCCGUACCUCUUCGACGGCGCUGAACCUGGACCUCCUUACACCACCGACAUGCAUUUGAUCGAGAACAGUGGCAAAAUGGUCAUUCUUGACAAGCUCCUCCACUCGAUGAAGGCCAAGGGCUCUCGCGCGCUGAUCUUCAGCCAAAUGAGUCGUAUGCUUGAUAUCCUCGAGGAUUAUUGUCUCUUCCGUGGUUACAAAUACUGCCGUAUUGACGGCAGCACCGCGCAUGAGGACCGUAUCGUGGCUAUCGACGAAUACAAUAAGCCCGACAGUGACAAGUUUAUCUUCUUGUUAACGACUCGUGCCGGUGGUCUGGGUAUCAACCUCACCUCUGCUGAUGUUGUCGUUCUUUAUGACAGCGACUGGAAUCCUCAAGCUGACUUGCAAGCCAUGGACCGUGCUCACCGCAUCGGUCAGACGAAACAAGUCUAUGUUUUCAGGUUCAUCACUGAGGGCAGUGUCGAGGAACGUAUGCUUGAACGUGCUGCACAGAAGUUGAGGUUGGAUCAAUUGGUUAUCCAGCAAGGCCGAACCCAAGCUAGCAAAGCGGCCAAUAAGGAGGAGCUCUUAGAGAUGAUUACCCACGGUGCUGAAACCAUUGUGAACUCGAACGAAGAUCUAUUGAUUAACGACGACAUCGACGCCAUCAUUCACCGUGGUGAAGAACGCACGAAUGAAUUGAACAGCAAAUAUGAAGAGCUCACUUUCGAAGACUUGAGCAACUUCAAGUCGGAGGCAUCUGUUCAGCAGUGGGAGGGCGAAGAUUUCCGAGGACAACGCAAACAACUGCAGUUCAACCCGUUGUCGCUGUCCAAGCGAGAGCGCAAGCUGAACUACUCGGUAGACAGCUACUUCAAGGAGACCAUGCGUGCUGGUCCCUCGAAGACGGAGAAAGCGCCCAAGAUGCCUCGCGCCCCGAAACAAUUGCAACUCCAAGAUUUCCAGUUCUUUCCCCCACGCCUUGCCGAGCUGCAAGAACGAGAACUUGCAGCGUUCAAGAAUGCGAACGACAUUCCUGCAACCUUACGUGAACCCGCGGGUCCUGAGGAUACGCCUGAGAAACUCGAGGAAGAGCGAAAAGCUGCACAAGAGCUCAUCGACAACGCGGAGCCGUUAACCGAACAGGAGCUUGCUGAUAAGGAGCGACUCAUCGCUCAGGGAUUCGAGGAUUGGAGCAGGCGUGACUUCCAGCAAUUCGUUCGUGCACUGGAGACAUACGGAUGGACUGAUGACUUUGAGCUCCUGGCGAGCGAGAUCCAAGACAAAACGGUCGAGGACGUGGCUCGAUACUACCCUGUCUUCAAGAAGAAAUGGAAAGAGCUUGCUGAAUAUCCUCGAAUCAAGGCUCGUAUCGAAGAAGGCGAAGCUAAGAGGAACAAGCGCUCCAACCUGGAAGCCCUGCUUUCCAAGAAGAUCGCCUCUGUUCGGUACCCCAUGCAGGAGCUCGAACUCAACUAUCCAACGACAAAGGGCAAGGUUUACUCUGAAGAAGAGGACCGAUACCUUCUAUGUCGCCUGAAUUAUUACGGCAUGCGUGCGGACGAUGUAUAUGAGCGAAUCAAGAAGGAUAUCACGGAGUUCCCCGUCUUCCGAUUUGACUGGUUCUUCAAGAGUCGCAGUCCGCAGGAGUUGCAGAGGAGAUGUAACACGUUGUUGGGUAUGAUCGAGAAGGAAGCGGAAGCGAAACAAGCUGAAGAGAAAGCUCGCGCACCGACGAAGAGCAAAAAACGUGGGAUAGAUGAUAUAGCGAAGUCCGAUGCGAAGGACAAGAUUUCGCGAUCGUCGACUCCUGCGAGUUCAGUUGCUGCCCCAGCAAAGAGACCAUACAAAAGAAAGAAGACAUAGAUGAUUCAGAGUUGUGUUACUAUUUUCUUUGCAUCGUCUUCCAUGUAUCAUAGAAUUAGCUUAUAGUACAAUUAGACUUCAUGCUACUUACCUC
This is a messenger RNA of Somion occarium, 3460 nucleotides long. The record is from the annotation of a GenBank genome assembly. Lineage: Eukaryota; Fungi; Basidiomycota; Agaricomycetes; Polyporales; Cerrenaceae.